Molecule: messenger RNA, 1975 nt
Organism: Lampris incognitus (smalleye Pacific opah)
Lineage: Eukaryota; Metazoa; Chordata; Actinopteri; Lampriformes; Lampridae
Exons: 7
Coding region: 163-888 (241 amino acids)
Source: RefSeq, a predicted model, not a curated record
CAGAAUGUUCAGGACUCACUCGCGAGGUUACUAAACUCGCGUUUUUAUAAUGCGUUAACAUGUUAAGUUUGAGUUUGCCUUUAUUGUGAUUAAUAUUAACGCUAAUUUCUGAUUCACUGAUCGUAUCUAGGGACUGUGUUGACAAUACUCUGCUCUUGAAAGAUGACUGACGAUCACACUUACGCAGCAACUCUGAGUUCGCCGGACACAAACAACAACAGUACGAUCAGGCAUGGUGGUUGGAUCUGCUCAGGACAAGCCAACAUAGAGUACCCACAGUUGAAGGUUUGGCUACCAAAUCAAUACAGGUACCAUGCCUGCCAUUUUGAAGUGGUUCCUUCAUUGGGAGACCAUACUGCUUUUGAUGCCACUGUACGGGUAGAUGUUGGCACUGUGGAACAGGCCCAGGAGUGGCUGAUCAAAUUAAAAGAAUCAUCGGGGGUGACAUGGAGGGUGGAUGUUACCCGACCUAGGUUGGGACGCCGUGUGCUAUUAAAGGCAAGUUACAAGUGCCAGCGCAGGGUGAAUGUAAAAGCUGCAAACAGCAGGACAUCCACUAAAAACACCUGCUGUCCAGCGAAGAUUCAUAUCCUGUUGAAGUGUGCUAGUGGGCAAAUGAGCAAGACCAAAGACCCACACAUGCCCGACUUUCCAUUUGAGGUGCGGAUAGUGAAUCGGCACAAUCAUAAUUUAUAUGUUGCUGAUGCCCUCCGCCACCGAGAUGUGGGAGAGAAGGCGAAAGAAAUCUUGACAGGGCUAUUUGAAAUUGGCCACAGUCCCACUUCUGCCCUGGCAGUACUUAAACAUGAUCUGCAGAUGGAAUAUGGAGAAAGGUUUUUGUAUGCCUCAGCAAACAGGGAGAUAUGCCCAGACCUUCCCUAUGUGUAAAGACUGUUCCACAAGGUAUGUAGGGCAGAAUACGGGGCUCAAAAAUCUCUUGUGGAGGACAUGAUAGAGGACUUGAAAAGACGCGGCCAGGAUCCCAUCUUCUCUGCAGGGCUAAUAGCAAUGGCUAAGCAGUACCACCUCCUGAAGGCCAACCCCUCCAAACUGCUGUCAGCCAUCCACACUUUUGGAAAGUCUUGCAACCUGACAAGCAAAAGAGCUGCCACAUUAAGGCGGGCUGCCAGACGUCAAGCCACCGCUGUGGCACACAGGAAGUUGGGUGCUGGCUCAAAGAGGCAGCAUUCAGAUGAGCACCCUGUGAAAUGUCAUAGCCUGAGUACAUCAGUGGCUUUCAGCACCACCCUUGCCAAAAAGCACUAAUGAACCCCUCCCCAGAGGCAGAACAUUGUUCAACAGUGCCCCUCCACCCCCCUCUGUGUUUGUGUCUCGUGUCUUUCUUUUCUUUCUAACAGUCUUUGUCUCAUCUUACUAACAUGCCACUCGUGGCCUGUACCUUGGUAUGUUGAGUGGGCUUUAUACCAAAUCAGGCCUCAAGGUGUGUCUUGUGUCAAAUGUUGAAACCUAGAAAUUAUGUUCCUGUCCCUCAAAUCUGCGUGCACAAGUGCAUAUUAUUACUUCUUUUUUUUACCGGAAACCACAUGCAAAAACAAACUUAUGAGUAAUCGCCACCACAUCAAAACAUAAUAGACAAUAAAGGUUUUCUAUUCCAUACAAGUAGCGAUUUUAAUGCAAUUCUUUCCUCAGGCUUCUCGGUCAAGCUUGUUUGGACAGUCAGGUUGCAGAAGUGCAGCACAAUUCCUCGUCAUAUUCCUAUGACCCCCCUGCCUCUUUCCUGUUUAAUAUCUGUAUAAUUAUUAGUGAUUAUAGAUAGCGAUCCAAUGAAUUACCUGUCCCUAUUUUUAAUUGUCCCCAUAUUUAUUCAAAUUGCCCCAAUUAUUUAAGACCUAUUUUUGGUAAUAAUUUCAGACAAUAAUAUCUAAUGUUUACUUACAGUAGGCUUUGUCUUAGGUGGUGCCAGGAGCUAAUUGGAGGACUUGCCAGAUCUAUGACAUCUUUAAUUUAUGCAGGA